Molecule: messenger RNA, 2079 nt
Organism: Peronospora belbahrii
Lineage: Eukaryota; Oomycota; Peronosporomycetes; Peronosporales; Peronosporaceae
Source: the annotation of a GenBank genome assembly
AUGGAUCAAGACGAUACGAUGGCACUGUACGAGCGGAUCCUGUCGCUCAUAAAGCCCGCGGAACUUCAUUACAGCUCAAACGACGUGUUACAAGACGAUUUCAACAGUCUAAAGAACUCCGUUGAUUGCGUCUUGGCGUCGUUUGUCAAGGUGGCAGAAGUGCGCGAUGCAGUGAAUCAAUUGGAACAGGGCAAAGCGUCUAGUUAUCGAAGUGCGAGUCUAAUGGAUCAAAUGGAUUGUACCAUGCAAUUGCAAAAGACAUUAGGCGAUCGAUUGGAGAAAAUAGCGACUGGAAUGGAAGUGGUAGACGUUAAGUAUGCAAGAGAACAGGACGAAAGACAUGAUAAACGGAAACGGAAGGAGAAGAAACAUGUUUAUAAGGAAGAGGAGAAAGGAGAAGAAGGACUGUCGUUGUUGUUACAUGAAGAGUCGACGUCAUACGUGUCCAAUGAGGCUGAAGAAGAAGAAGAAGACAGUCGAUGCAAGAAGCAGAAACGAGAAGUAUUUGAGGAGAACGAGACAAGAGUCGAGAAAAAUGGAUUGAAGACGAAGAAACAGCGCAAUGAUCUCUUGAUUGCUCACGAAGCUCUUACAGAAAUAAUGAAGGUAAAGACUGUUAACAAGAGGAUGCCGUUCGAGUCGAGGAAGUCGUGGGUGAUAGCAUUGUUUAACAUUAAGCGUGUCCUUAAGCACCAAUCUAGUCGCAGCGAUGAAACUACCGACAACGUAGCAGCUGAUGUUGCUGCUCGUGCGUUAGAGGCUGCAGCUGAUGUGUUUACGAACUUAGAGUGGACGGGUGAACACAUUGAGGAUGUGCGCUCUGUUAUCGCUGCACUGACUGAUGCAUGUUCAAAGAACGAGACGCUACGAGCUGCUUUUCACCGAGCUCGAACCCAACUAGAACGCCUUGAAAUGAGCAUCCCUGUUGCUCUUGAGCAGUUGUCUGUAAAUACGAAGCCUGCAAGCGCACGUAAAUCGGUGGAGCAUCAGCUGCAGACUUAUCAUGAUCUUGCUGGCGACAUGGAUGCACACCCUCCUGGUGCCAAAACGGACCAGAUCAUCAAGGCUCUUACAGCAAUGCAGCAAGUGGUGGCAGGAGAUGUCUUUGGCGUGCAUCAAAUUGAUGUGCGGUAUUCUACUAGUGACGUGAGUCGUUGGAUCGGCGAGACUGAGACCCCAGUUCAAAACAAUCUGUUAAAGGAAUAUACGCGCUAUGCAAACGGCAUCAUUGCUUAUAGUAAAAACUUUCCGAGUAAACCCAAGCAAAUGGAGUGGCAAAGACUUGGUACCAGCAUCCUCACACUGCUGGAUGAAAAGAUUAACUCAUCUCAACCGGCAAGAGCUAUUCAUUCGCAUAUGAGGUUUUCAAAUCAAGUGGACAAGGUGGUAAAGACAUUUAGUAAGGUAGUGUCCUACCAGUCAAAGGAUUGGAAUCCUUAUUCGGACCAUACCGUGCGCAAAGGCUUAAAGAUGCUGACUGCUUGCAUCCAGAUGAUUACUAAGAAAACACACCGUGACAAGCGUUUGAAGACGUUUAUGGAGACACAGGGUACUCCAAUGCCGGCGACGGUGCUGGAACUAGGCUGUGGUCACGGAUUACCAGGUAUCCACGCAUUAGUGCGAGGUGCACAACAAGUGACGUUUAGUGACUAUAAUAAGGAGGUACUGGAGCUUACAACAUGCCCGAACGUGCUACGAAAUGUGGACGAGUAUUUGUUCAAGAGAGCCAAAUUCUAUGCAGGGGCAUGGAGUAACAUAUCUCGAUACAUGGAGGAAGUGGAGCAGAAAACGUAUGAGCAGAUGCAAUAUGAUCUCAUCUUGACGGCUGAGACCAUCUACACGGAGGCUGUGGCAGUAGAGCUGUACCAGACGAUCAAGCGGCACUUGCGUCACGUACCAAACGCUCGGGCACUGAUUGCUGCCAAGAAGUACUACUUUGGUACAAAUGGCAGUGUACAGCACUUUGUCAGUCUUGUGGAAGCAGACGGAGUUUUUCAAGCUGAAACUGUAUGGGAAGAGUGCGACUAUCGGUCAAAUAUCCGCGAGAUUAUGCAGCUUACAUACUUGAAUGUGACAUAA